Scleropages formosus (Asian bonytongue) is the source of this 3772-nucleotide messenger RNA. RefSeq names its product regulator of chromosome condensation 2 (gene rcc2). NCBI's taxonomy places the organism in Eukaryota, Metazoa, Chordata, Actinopteri, Osteoglossiformes, Osteoglossidae. Gene Ontology annotation, cellular component: membrane. The record is from RefSeq and is a predicted model, not a curated record. The transcript is spliced from 13 exons. Gene Ontology annotation, biological process: negative regulation of GTPase activity. Bases 1145 to 2632 code for a protein of 495 amino acids. Gene Ontology annotation, molecular function: small GTPase binding.
CGGCGGUUUUGUUCCGCGCGCUCGUUAGCACUUUAGCUAGCUAGCCGCGGUAGCUACGUUAAUCGCCACUUGGUUCGCCAACUUGUGCGUUUUAAAAACCGACAUUUUCUCGAGUUUGUGGCGCGGCUUUGACGACCUAUCGGCGGCGAGCGGUUACCCGGGGCUCCCCGGCCUUUUUUAAACCGGUUGUUUAGUCAGCUGCUUCAGCUUAGGGGGACUCUGUGUCGUGGAUGUGACGGAGCGGAGAGACAAAGGGGGCGACCGCGGGCGGGUGGCCGGACGGACGGACGGACGGGUUCCCCUCGGCUGGCUGGGGGCUCCUGGUUGAGAAAAUUUCCCCUGAGCCGCCGCGCCGGUACCUGUCCCACUCUGGCACUGAGUGACUGGGUCUCCAGGACGUGGCUCUCGCAACUUGUAUAAUAAGUGUUUGAGCUGCUAUUCGGAGUAGAACGCGUCCCUCUCGAGUCGGACACCUGGCUGAGGCGGCUGUGUGUGUGUGUGUGUGUGUGUGUGUGAGAGAGACCUCCGCCGCAGCCCCGCGCCUCCCGCCGGGUCCCCGAUCCGACUGCAGCGCCUCCUUUCCCCAGUCCGAACUGCAGCCUCCUCCUUCCCCCGCACCAGAGACCGCUUUGUUCGCCCCCAGUACGGCUUUUUGACUUCAAGUAACGGGUUUUUGUUAGCGAGUUCCUCGGUCCGGGCUUCUCUCUGUUGAAUAAUAUAAUAGUAGUACUAACAGUAACGCCGGCGGUGACGGAAUCAUUCAACGCGCUUGCGCUGCCCUCGUGCCCCAGCGCUCUUCGGCUGAGUUCCGUCGUCGUGCGCCUCCGCUCCCGUCCCGCCGGUUCUCUCCGCUCCAACUUCCUUCACUCAUCUUUGGGGUACCUGCGCAGAGCAGAUCGGAUCUCGCUUUUGUUUCGCCACGAUUUCAUUGUUCCCGUCUCCGCUCAACUCCCUUCCAUACCAUAGGCGAACUUUCAGGGUCGGAACCAUUGUUACAGCCGAACAACUUGCUGGAGGAGUUGUGAGUGACCGCGAGUGCCUCGAUCGAGGCUACUCUGCAGCAGGAUGGGGCGCGGGAUUCAAACCAACCACCUCCUGCAGGUUGAACGUUGAGUCUUACAGUGCAAAGCAGGAGAGUGACAAAAUGCCACGCAAGAAGGUGACAGACGUUUCGGGGAAUGGCGGCGUGAAAAGAAAGCGGGGAGGAGGCAGGAAGAAGGACCGUGACUUCAGCAGCGAUGAUGAAUUCUACGACUUUGAGCAGGAGAACACAAAGAAACCUGGGAAACCAGCCUCCAAGUCGGGGCUGCAGCCCGUCACCGUGGCCGACGACGUCAAAGAGAAGAUUAAACUUGAAGGUAGCAAGGCGAAAGGUCAGCUGCUGAUUUUUGGAGCGACCAACUGGGACCUGAUUGGACGCAAAGAAGUGCCAAAACAGCAAGCUGCCUACAGGAACCUGGGCCAGAACCUGUGGGGACCACACCGCUAUGGCUGUCUGAGUGGUGUGCAGGUCAGCUGUGUGGUGUCAGGACCCUGUGCUGCCCACAGCCUGCUCAUCACCACCGAGGGCAAACUCUGGAGCUGGGGCCGCAACGAUAAAGGGCAGCUGGGACAUGGUGACACCAAGCGCAUUGAGGCUCCCAAGCUGGUGGAAGCUCUGGGUGAAGAGGUGAUUGUGGCAGCAGCAUGUGGACGCAACCACACGCUGGCACUGACAGAGAACGGCACUGUAUACUCCUUCGGCGAGAACAAACUUGGGCAGUUGGGUCACGGCAACCAGACUGACGCAGUGCCGACCCCAGCCACAAUCCAGUACAAUGGGCAGCCGCUGGUCAAGGUGGCAUGUGGGGCAGAGUUCAGCAUGGUGGUUGACUGCAAGGGAAACUUAUAUUCUUUUGGCUGUCCGGAAUAUGGCCAGCUGGGGCACAACUCGGAUGGGAAGUUCAUUGCCAGGGCCCAGCGUAUUGAGUUUGACUGCGAGCUGAUCCCACGGCGUGUGGCCAUCUUCAUUGAAAAGACCAAGGACGGGCAAGUCAUGCCUGUGCCCAAUGUGGUUGUAAGGGAUGUGGCUUGUGGAGGAAAUCAUACGCUGGUGCUGGACUCCCAGAAACGCGUUUUCUCCUGGGGUUUUGGAGGAUAUGGGCGCCUGGGCCACACAGAGCAGAAAGAUGAGAUGGUGCCACGUUUGGUGAAGCUGUUUGACUUUCCUGGUCGAGGGGCCUCCCAGAUCUACUGUGGCUACCAGUGCUCAUUUGCCGUCAGCGAGAUGGGAGGCUUGUUCUUCUGGGGGGUUACUAACACCUCUCGGGAGUCCACCAUGUACCCCAAAGCAGUGCAAGACCUCUGCGGAUGGAAGAUCCGGAGCCUGGCCUGUGGGAAAAGCAGCAUCAUCAUUGCUGCAGAUGAGAGCACCAUCAGCUGGGGUCCAUCCCCAACGUUUGGCGAGCUCGGGUAUGGUGAUAACAAGCCCAAGUCAUCCACCACAGCACAAGAGGUGAAGACCCUGGAUGGGAUUUACAUUGAGCAGGUGGUGAUGGGAUAUUCUCACUCCCUGGCGAUUGCCAGGCAGGAGACGGAGGCAGAGCGGGAGAAGUUGAAGAAGCUGCCAGAGUACAACCCCCGUACGCUCUGAUUGGCCUACAACCCUUAGGUUCUCACCUGGUUCCCUGGAGGCAACUGAUUCCAUCAAAGAAGGCCCUCGCCCAUGUGUCACCAGUUAUGGUGAGGGGUAGGAUGGGUGGGGGGGAGAGGGCAGAGAUAGCAUACAAUUGGGACUUGAACAUACACCCUAAGAAAUGGGGGAGAAACAAAUCCACAAACACCUCAGAUUGGACCACAUCACCUGUGAAAGCAAGGCCUGUUGCCGGGGCUGGACAACAUGAAACCCUGCAAACGGGCUUUCUCCUUCACCCCUUACGUCUGGUGUCUGACCACUUCCGGCACGUGAAGCUCUGGGGAGGGAUCUCCUGUAACAGGACCCUCCAAGGCACUUAACCCUCACUGGAUUGCAGGUUCCUGUGAUUCCAUUUGGGAAGAAUUCCACUGAAGGGUCCCAUGGGUUUUUAUUUUUUAUUCUCUCUCUCUCUCGCUCUCUCACUCACACACACACACACACACACACACACACACCUCCUCCCCUUUAUUUUGUUCAUUCUAAAUACUUGUUUUUAAAUGUUGGCCGUGCGACGGGAUCCAUGUCUGCUCUUGCCAAACAACGGGUGCUACAAUGUCUUGAUGCAAAUAAUGACCGGACAGGGAUCUCUCAAAGACCAACACUCCAUAUUUGUGCCUUUUUAAGUGAUAUACUUCAGGAUAAGGCCACCCCCUCCUCCCCCCCUUGUCAAUCUUCUUUGUGUAAAUUUGUACUGUUGCAAUGGUUGCAUUGCUUGACCGUUCCCCGUUGUCAUUUCACUGUUGGUUAAACAGGAAGUUGAAGUGGCAGUGUCACCUUGUCGUUACAUUCCCAUGGCUUUUAAACUUCUUUUUCCCCCUGUAUAGUGAAUUUGUCUGCAUACAGGCUGCAGGUGCAGUCUUUAUGGUAGGUUUCUGGAGAACAAAGAGCACAGACUCUCAAGACCAAAAUAUAAAUGGCAGCAGAAUCUUAAUGUUUUGUUACCGAGUGCACCAGUUUGAAAUGUUCUCCCUAAAUCUUAUUAGUUUGUUUUGCCGUUGUAUGUCCAGUGGGGUCAGUUAGCCUUUUCUUAUUUUGGGUUUAUGGACUUUUUUCAACUGAAAUAUUAAAGGUUUGUGUAACUUGAUGGUGGUUUUUUUU